Paramecium sonneborni is the source of this 2347-nucleotide messenger RNA. Lineage: Eukaryota; Ciliophora; Oligohymenophorea; Peniculida; Parameciidae. The record is from the annotation of a GenBank genome assembly.
AAUUAAAUGAACUCAAAACAACAACAUAUGACAGUAUGUCCUGCUUUACUGAAAGGAGAUGAUUAGCCAGAUGAAUUUCCUCUUAGAGCUUAAAAUAGUAAUGUACCAAAAAUGCCUGUUUAGAAAAAGAUUAUGGUUUAACAAAAUAAUGAAAUAUUAUACGAGAGAUUGAAUUAAGAGGCAGAAAUUUUUAAAUAGAAUAAUUAAAUGUUAAAGGAUUACUAUGAAUAAGAAGAAUUACGUCCCUGUUCAUUUACUCCCUAAACAUUAAAUGACGGUUAGGAAAAAAGAUCACUUUAUUAAUUUUUAUUUGAUUAACAGAAUCAUGUUCUUAAAAUAGAAUAAAAAUUAGAAUAAAUCAAAUAAAAUGAUAUGGAACGAGAUUUAUAACAUCCUUAUCAUCCUAAAACUAAUGAUUUUAAUUUUUAAUCUAGAGAUGAAUCUAUUCCUACAUAUGAAAGAUUAUAUAAUUUAAAUUAAAAGAAACCUUCAGAACCAAAAAUGUAAUAAUCAGAAUUAACAACUGUUGAUUUUAAACCUGUAAUAUAAUAGAAAUCUUCAAAUAUAGUAAGAAAUUAAAAGGUUGAAGAUAUCCUCUAUUAAGAUGCUUAAAGAAGAUAAUAGAAAUAGAGAGAAGUUUAAGAAUAGAAAAAUACACCUAAGGUUGUAACAGUUAAUGUUAAAUAUACAUCAAAUAAUAGUGAAAAAAUAGUAGCAUAAAAGUUUAUUAGAGAAUUUGAGACAGUGAUAGAUUGGAUUUUUGAUUAAACUGGAUAAGAAAGACCAUCUAAUGUUUCAUUUUCUAUUGAUUAUUUAAAAUUAGGGGAAAUAUUAUAGAGAUUAGGUUUUAUUAAUUAAUUGUAAGCAAAAGAAAAUAAUGAAAAAGCAGUGGAAUAUGAAAAUUUAAGAUUAUCAGAAGAAAGAGCAUUAUUAUGUGAAAUAUGGACUGUUUUAAGAGGUGAUGAAUUAGGAGGAAUUAGUAAGAGAAAUUUAUGUUUAUUUUUAUUAACAUUAAUUGGAAUUACAGAUUUUAAAAUAAAAGAAUUACCAUCAGCUUAAAAUGAAGAAGUACCAAAUUAUUAAAAGUCAAUUUAACCAUAAUAACAUAAAAUAGUAACUGCACAUUAACCAAAUGAUAGACCAAAAUUAGGAACAAUUGAUAAAGAUGGAAAUAUAAUAUUUACAUUUGAAGAGACAAAGAAGAUUUAGAAAUAAUUUGAUAUUUUAUAUAGAAAUAGAUUAGGUUGUGAAGAAUUAAAGAAGACAAAUUGGAAAGAUGAAAAUCCAUAUAAACCAUAAAUAUUAGAAUAAUCAAAAUAGUUAGCAAGUUAAUUUAGAGAGAAAUUAUUAGAAGAAAGUGCAAAUUUAAUAGAUAAUUAAUUAAUUAAAGUUAAUAUCCCAGAAAAUGGAUAGAUUAGUCAUGCAGAUUUAUUGGUUUUAUAGUAGAAGACAGUAGAAUAUCAUAAAGAAUAAAAGAAAUAGGAGAUAAUAUAAUAAGAAUUAGAUAAAUGUCCAUUUAAACCAUAAUUAUUGAAUUCUCAAAAUAAUGAUGAAAGAAAAAGUUCAUCAAAGAAAUAAGAUAAAUAUUUACAACUUUACUCAUUAGCUAAACCAGCAACUUAGAAAAGAGAUAGAACAACAGAAGAGAUAGAAUAUGAGAAAUAAUUGGAAGAAUGUACAUUUUAACCAGAUUUAUCAAAUAAGACUAAUUAAUAAUAAAAAUCAGAUAGCCAUUAUGUAAAUAAGAAUGUUGAUAAGACAGUUUAAAGAAUGAAAUAAGCAAGAUAGAGAAGAGAGGAAGUUUAAGGAAUGUUAGAGAGAGGAUAUAAAAGUGUAAAGGGAACAUAAAAUUAAUAAAAUUCAGUUUAAUAAAUUUAGUAGAAAAAAGAAAGUAGAAAUGAUUUAUAGAAUCAAAUUAAAUAAACAUCUUAAUCAUCUAGAUAGAAGAGUAUGUAAUCAUAGGAAUCUUAAUAAAUGAAUACAUUUCAAUCAUAGAAUUUCCAUAUGGAUGAAUCUUAGCCAAAAGAAGAAUAGAGUGAUGUUAGAUCUGGUAGCUGUAAAAAUAUAUAAAUAUAAGUAAUAGAAUAAGAUGAAAGAAUACCAUUGCUAUUUGUUGAUGUGAAUUUAGGACCAAAUAAAACUGAAAGAAUAGUUGUUUAUGAAGGAGAUUAAUCUUGUGAUUUAGCAGCUAGAUUUGCACAUGAACAUAGUAGAAUAUUUAUAUUAAUAAAUAGAUUUGGAUGAAUUUAUGUAAGAAAAAUUGAAAGAAUUGUUAGAUUAUUAAAUUAGUGGAUUAUUAACUAAAAUUGAUGAAGAAGAGGGAGCUUUAAGUGAAAAUGAUUAAUGA